Formica exsecta is the source of this 1035-nucleotide messenger RNA. RefSeq lists its product as uncharacterized. The transcript has a single exon. Gene Ontology annotation, cellular component: extracellular region. The record is from RefSeq and is a predicted model, not a curated record. NCBI's taxonomy places the organism in Eukaryota, Metazoa, Arthropoda, Insecta, Hymenoptera, Formicidae. Bases 155 to 631 code for a protein of 158 amino acids. Gene Ontology annotation, molecular function: chitin binding.
UACUGAGAUUAUAUAGAUGUGCUGCAUUGCCUGAUAUCCUAAUUAAUUCCCUAAUAAACGAGCGUAUAACACUACAAACCAUAAACCUCAUCAUUAUAAAUAGCAUUAUAAAUCGAAUCGCAGUCAAAUCGAAUCGGCACGACGUGACGCCAUAAUGGAACGUUUCCCAAUCGUUGUUUUUUUGUGUCUUUUGUGCUUCAGCUUGGUCAAAAUCGCCGGAACUCAAAAUACGACGAGCUCUACCUGCACCGAGGUAGGGUUCUUUGAAAUCGACGACGGAACAUGUAAGAACUAUUACAUGUGCAUAGACAAUGGCGUGACGCUGACGAAGAUGACACUGUCGUGUGCCAGCUCCGCUAUAUUCGAUCCCAUCAUGGGCAGAUGCGUGCCCGAAAAUAUGACUACGUGCCAGCAAACGCCACGCUGCUUACGAUACGGCAGAUUCCCGAUACAGGAUCCGUAUUGUAAGAUGUAUUUCCUAUGUUAUUGGAACGGCACCGGUUACACCAUGAUGAAUAACCUCACAUGCCCGAACACGCUAGUGUUCGAACCUACGUCGGAGAAGUGCGUAUCACCACAGAGAUACAUAUGUCCAACACAAUCAAAUUCCGCAGGAGAAUAUAUCGCAUAGAUACGAUUACAAUCUAUAUAGAAGAUAUAAUAAUGUAUGAAAAUCGAAACCGAUGUAUAUCAUUAUGUAAUAUUAACAAUUGUUAAAUAAUUUAUUAAAGUGCAGAAAUAAAUAAUUUUUGCGAAAUAAUCUUCUCUUAAUUAUAACAAAUAUAUAUUUAGUGAAUAGCAGAGAUAUUAUGGGUCUCUGAGAAGAUGGUGGAGAGAAAAAAAAAUGUCAGAUAUGUAAAAAAUAUUACAUGGAAUACAUUUGAUGCGAAAAGAAGAUAAAAGAGAAUAUGUAGCGUGAUAAUUAUCUAUAAUUACAAAUCGUAAAAAGAUUUCUCCGGCAUAAAUGGAAUAUUAUAGACUGAUAGAAAAAAUAACAAGCGGAUUUUUGAUUAUCGAGUGCUUAACAAUCAUACU